Messenger RNA from Daldinia vernicosa, 1215 nucleotides. RefSeq lists its product as uncharacterized. The transcript is spliced from 5 exons. NCBI's taxonomy places the organism in Eukaryota, Fungi, Ascomycota, Sordariomycetes, Xylariales, Hypoxylaceae. The record is from RefSeq and is a predicted model, not a curated record. Bases 1 to 1215 code for a protein of 404 amino acids.
AUGUCUGGACUCGUGCUGACCCCGGAGGAAGAGGCUCAUCUUUACGACACUAGACAGCCCGCACUCUGGGGUUGUCUAAUCGUUUUCCUUGUUAUUAACAAUGUAGCUAUCGUCGGAAGGCUAUGGGGAACAUGGACUUCAAUAAUAAGCCGUUCGCGGGUUAUGGCCGAGGAUGUAUCGAUCGUGUUGAGCGGUAUCCUUGUGAAUGCUAUUAUCGCAAACCUCAUGGUAGCAACCCACUACGGGCUCGGCUUACACGUUUUCGCUAUAAACUUCCUAGAUGCCGAAUAUCCCGCAAACUUGUCUAAGACUUUUAGACAUAUCUGGAUCACCAUGGUUCUGAUGGGAAGCUUUUUCACCAGUAUAAAGAUGACGCUACUUUUCUUUUACAGACGACUGUUCCUAGUGUCCAACAAGAAACUCCGCAUCUUCUGGUGGGUCAACUUCGUCUAUGUUGUCCUAUGGUUCUUCGGCGCAACGAGCUUCUACCUAUUCCAGUGCAAGCCCGUGCGAUGGUACUUCCUCCAAUAUUACGAACGAUUCCACAAACCCGUACCUGGAAACAUAAAAGGAAAUUGUGAUGCCACAAGUGUGCUUCAUGUGGCACUGCCCCCUAUUUUCAGUCUUGUGUCAGACAUUGGUCUCUUGAUAUUACCAAUUUCGGCUAUUUCCCAGCUGCGACUCGACAAGAAUAAGAAACGUGGCCUUAUGGUCGUCUUCGGCAUCGGCUUAAUUGCCUGUUUCCUUGAACUGGCUCGCGUACUGGUCCUCCUCCUCGAUACCGAUGAUAAGACUGAUCCCAGCUAUGGAGUCGCCGUAUUCUUAAUACUCACUGCCGCUGAGGAGACUACCGCAGUAGUGUGCGCUAGUCUACCCGUAAUCGUACCUCAGCUAGUCAGGAGGUUCAAAGCCAGGACUGGGAGUAAUAGUUACGUCUACGACAAAAACGCAGCUCAAGCCUCUUCCGAGAGACGGAGCGCCCGUGGCUUCAAGCGUAUGGCCAGCUUGAACCAUAUCUGGACUAUGCCAACAACCGUUGACGCUUCUAAAGUGGAUAAUUCCAACGAAGACGGCAUCCCCCUGACUACUAUUGAGAUUACGGGGAACACGGCUACGAAGGACAUUAGGCAUGGUGGUGCUUCGAACUACAUACAACUCCAACCACUUGAUCACCGACACGUUUCCCUGACGGCAGCCAGAUUAAUCAGGCGGUAA